AUGGCCAGGUUUCUAGCCACGCAUAGCAUCGAUGGACUGACCGAGGAGCAAUUCCGGGACAAGCUGGGCGCUUACACGGGAGGGGUCAGCAAGUGGCGUCCCGACCGGCGCACGACGAUCCUGAAGGUGUACGCCGACACGUCGCAGGGCAAGGUGUUCACCGAGUGCGAGGCGGUGGAGCAGUCCCACUUCGAGGACUGGAUGAAGAUGGCGGGGUGGCCGGCCGACUCGGUCAGCCAGAUUGACCUGAUCUUCCAGACCGGGGAUAUGUGGCGGGUUUAG
This is a messenger RNA of Geodia barretti, 282 nucleotides long. The record is from the annotation of a GenBank genome assembly. Lineage: Eukaryota; Metazoa; Porifera; Demospongiae; Tetractinellida; Geodiidae.